Messenger RNA from Anopheles stephensi (Asian malaria mosquito), 2225 nucleotides. RefSeq lists its product as uncharacterized. The record is from RefSeq and is a predicted model, not a curated record. Lineage: Eukaryota; Metazoa; Arthropoda; Insecta; Diptera; Culicidae. The coding region runs from base 334 to 2199 and encodes 621 amino acids. The transcript is spliced from 3 exons.
AUGACGCCGGUUUUGUCCCUUUUCGCCCCAUAGUGCUCCGUUUAACACGCGUGCACGGAGGCCGACAGAAGCCGGUGACGAAUCCAGACCGAAUCGUGCCGUGCGAGGAUGAUUAAAAAUUCUUGCACACAAAAAAUGGAAACAGUGUCACUUCCCUUUCCAGGGUGGGGAAAUUAUUGUUUCCCCAAAAAUCUCCGGUGGGAAUUGUAAUAAAAAGCCUUGCCGUUUGACCAUUCGGCGGUUAGUUUCGUUUGGUGCAGUUCUCCUCACGGUAGCGCACGGUGGGUGUGUGUUCGAUAUUUGUUUUGCGGACAAUUUUUUCAAACUACAGCGAUGAAUUCUAGUGCGUGGUGUGUGAUAUGCAUUGUUGGAGCUUUAUUCCUCUCUGACGUGACUUUGUCAGAUCCGGUGAUUGGUGGUGGAAGUGUCUUUUCCGCUUCUAUAACACGUGCCCUAGUGCCUCCGAGAAGGGAUUCACUCCAGCUCGGCAAUCGAUAUGGUGCAAUUCAGCCAGAAAUAAUUGUGAACCGUGCGCCCGCAAGCUCCACAGUCCCCCCACAACGAGAUCAAGGUGUUGGUGGACCAGUCGGAUAUAACUAUGAUGUGCCCGCGUCAGGAUAUCUUCCACCGGAAUCUGUUCCUUUCGCUGAUGAACCACCAGCUCCAGUGCCACCUUCCGUUGUCAACAAUUACCUGCCUCCCGUGUCCCAGGAUGAACCAAUUGCUCAAGAUGAACCAGUGUUUCCUUCAUCACCAUCCCAGGAUUAUCUUCCACCGAACGAACCACCGCAAAGGGAUGAAGUGUUUGUGGUAACAACGGUAGCGCCCGGGUACUAUUACAACCCUCCGACAACCCCUUCCACUUCAACCUUCGCUCCUCUAGGAGAUGAAGGCUUUGAGGAUGGAAAUGGUAACGAAGGUGGUUAUCGGUAUGAUCCACCAGCCAACAUCUACAUCCCACCAACGUCCAACGGUGUAGGACGCUCGCUGCGAGAUGAUCCAGCAGGUCAAAGGCCACCGAUAAGAUUGCAGCUGAAUGAGCUCGCCUGUCUGCGAAACAGUGGCGGCUACUUCCGUGCAUCCCUUACCGUCCAAAGUUCCAUCGAAAGCUCUCCGCUGGUGGAUGUGGAGAACGAUGGUGGAGAUCUUAGCGGUUGUGAGGUACGGCUCGAUCAAUCUCGCCUGCUCAUAGACAUUGCGUGGCCCGAUUUUGGCCGAUGUGGAGUGAUACCUUGUGGACAAACGCCCGCCCGAGAGCUGUGUCUGCGGGUUCGUUUUCCCGCGAUUGCAGGGAUGAGAACGGCGGUUGAUCCGGUGCUGACGUUACAGUGUCGCAUACAGCAAAGGAUUGUCGCCAGGACACACUCGGUACGGCUCGGUGUGGCUGACGAUGUGCAGGCACGGGCUGGAUCGACCGGGACCGCAUUUGCGAUUGGCGGUUCGCAACGACCCUUUCGAUCGCAGCUCGGGAUCUUUCGACGGCAGAACGGUGGUGGAUCGUUUACCAGGGCAUUGCCGGCCGGUGGGGCGGUGAUGCUGGGAGAGGAAUUGAUGCUAAGGACACAGGUUUCUGCAGGCGAUGGUUGGAACUUUACACGACUCUCCGAGGUGGUAAUGCAACGCCUUUCGCCAACCGGUACCGUACUCAAUUCGGCCUCACUCGUCAACACGAAUGGAUGCCUGAAUCCGCUGAUGCGUGCCAUCAGCCCGAUAGCACCCGUCUUUGAGGCACCGCUCGGCUAUCGGUUAGGGUUUCGGGCCGCCAUGUUCCAGGGAAUGCGCAGUGGCGACGAGAUGAUACUGCGUGUCCGUAUCGUAGGAUGUGUCGAUCGGCGCGAGUGUCUUGUGGAAAAUUGCCAAACAACUGCCCGCUCCAAGCGCGAAACAGAAAGUCCCGCUCCCGAAGGACACGAAACGAAUGGGACAACUCCACCGACUAUCCUCACUAGCUCCAGCACAACACCAGCACCUCCCCUAGCCGAAACGGCAUCGAUCGCCUUCCGUAUAAUGCUACCGCCCGAGGUAGCUUCCUCGACCGAACGGCAGGAUUAUCCUUCCGGUCCGUCCCAUUCCCUGCUCUGGAUCACCGUCGGCACGACGUCCACGAUCGUGCUCGUCGGCGUCGGUGUGCUGGCGCUGGUGUUGCUCCGAUUGCGCCACAAACGACGUCCCAAUUACGAUGAGUAUCAGGCGGAUUAGAGUGAGCCCCGGAUUAAAGACGUGGC